Durusdinium trenchii is the source of this 459-nucleotide messenger RNA. The record is from the annotation of a GenBank genome assembly. NCBI's taxonomy places the organism in Eukaryota, Dinophyceae, Suessiales, Symbiodiniaceae.
AUGACGAAUGCUGCGGCGGCGGUGGAGAAGUUCUUGGCAGAGAACCCAGUUGAUGAACGCGCGGCCUCCGCUCUGCGCAAUGCCACGCCCGAGGUUCAGCUGCAGGCCAUGGAGCGGGGCUCCUUAUCAGAUUGCAAGAACCCUUCCGCGGCGCUGAUGGUCCGCAUCAAUGGCUCGGCGGGACAUUCCUCGCACAACUCGGGGCUCAACCAGCGGGACAUGCAGGGCACGCCGGAGGAAGUUUGGGCGAAGAUUAUGGCUAAGAACAAGAGUGGCCAGACCCUCAGUUCUGACCGACCGAUGCCCAGACCGGCUUUCAAGGCAGGCGCAUGGCCAGGGCACUGGCCGCCUUGGCCAGGCGAUUCGAGUUCGGGUGCUAUUUUAAUUUUACCAAAAAUGCCAAAGAACGACGCUCAUGGUUUAUACACAAUCAUUUUUACACUACACUACAGGGCUUAA